GGAAAGUAUGAAAGAGAAAUAGUCCGUCAAGAAUAGACGCUCUGGUUCUUGGAGUUCGAGUUUGGACCAAGCAAAGUGUACACGCCAGUGCUUCUCGCUGCACGCCACUCUGUCCCUCACUACCCUUUUCUUUCUUUCCUUCCUUCCUUCCUUCCUUUCUCCAUCGGCAGUCACUGGCUUAUGCUAUUCUUUAACGCCACGCCCACCAAACUGAACUGUUAUAUUAUAGCCUGACCCAUCUCGUUCUCGCUCCCACUCCCUCUGAGCUCAUCGUCAGGCUGCAGAGGUCCAACCUUGAAGUUUGAAGCGGGGUUGAGGAUCUGAAUCUCUUUUGCAUACCCACGCAUUGAUUUUGCUGAAUGGCGGCAAUACUUGCUUCUCAGAGCUGUUAUUGCCGCGACGCCGAGAUUCUGAAUCAAGGAAGAACAAAUGAUGGUUUGAGCUUUUCGAGCUCCAUAUCAAAUCAAAUCGCCCAACUUGAGAGAAAAAUUUUCAAUGUGAACGGUGGCAAUAGAGUUUAUAGGUUUGAGGUGGAUAUGAGACAGACCGACUCUCCGGCUAGAUUAGGUACCAAUGGAAGAGCCGUUAAGAUGGUGCCCGCAAGUGAGGUAAUGAAGAGGAAUGCCCCGAAUGGUAGUAACAAAGUGGAGAUAGUGAAUGGUUCGAAGCAAAUUGUUAAUGGGGCAAGCAUAGUAAAAAGGAAACCUACCAUGUCCCUUGUCAAGACUCCGAAAGUUCGAGACCCCCAACAGUUUCCACCAGUGGAUGAGCUCAAGGUUUUGCUGUCAGAUGAAGGAUUCAGUUGGGCCAAUGAAAACUAUAGCUCCUGGCAGAGGAACAUAGAUGUUUGGUCCUUUGUUCUAUCUCUGCGUGUCCGCGUUUUGCUCGAUAAUGCAAAAUGGGCUUAUGUGGGAGGGUUUUCGGAAGACAAACAGAAAAAUAGGCGACGAAAGACUGCUUCCUGGCUGCGGGAGCGUGUGCUGCAGCUAGGCCCGACCUUCAUUAAACUUGGCCAGUUAUCUUCCACGAGGUCCGACCUAUUUCCACGUGAAUUUGUGGAUGAGCUCGCCAAGUUGCAGGACAGAGUUCCCGCCUUCUCACCCAAGAAAGCUAGAGAUUUCAUCGAGAAUGAACUGGGAGCUCCAGUUGAUGUCAUCUUUAAGGAGUUCGAGGAUCAGCCCAUUGCUGCUGCUAGUCUUGGUCAGGUACAUCAAGCUAUACUGCAUAAUGGAGAGAAAGUAGUGAUAAAAGUUCAAAGACCAGGCUUGAGGAAGCUUUUCGACAUCGAUUUGCGUAAUUUAAAGCUCAUUGCAGAGUACUUUCAGAGAAGUGAAACUCUUGGGGGUCCAACAAGGGACUGGAUUGGUAUUUAUGAAGAAUGUUCAACGAUUUUGUAUCAAGAGAUAGAUUACAUCAAUGAAGGGAAGAAUGCUGAUAAAUUCCGGCGAGAUUUUCGGAACGUAAAGUGGGUCCGAGUGCCUCUGGUUUACUGGGAUUAUACUGCAUUGAAGGUGUUGACCUUGGAGUAUGUACCAGGUGUUAAGAUUGAUCGGCUAAAUCUGCUUGAUUCACGUGGUUUUGAUCGCUCUCGCAUUUCUUCACGUGCUAUUGAAGCAUAUCUGAUUCAGAUACUGAAAACUGGUUUCUUUCAUGCUGAUCCCCACCCUGGGAAUCUCGCUAUUGACAUGGAUGAAGCGAUCAUCUACUACGAUUUUGGAAUGAUGGGGGAGAUCAAAUCUUUCACCCGUGAGAGGUUGCUUGAACUUUUCUAUGCUGUUUAUGAGAAAGAUGCAAAAAAGGUUAUGCAGAGCCUUAUUGAUCUUGGAGCUCUUCAGCCGACUGGAGACUUGUCAUCGGUGAGGAGGUCCGUGAAGUUUUUCUUGGACAACUUGUUAAGCCAGACACCGGAUCAACAGCAGACAUUUGCUGCAAUUGGGGAGGAUUUGUUUGCAAUAGCCCAAGAUCAGCCGUUCAGAUUUCCAUCUACCUUUACCUUUGUCUUGAGGGCAUUUUCUACUCUUGAAGGUAUCGGCUACACCCUUGACCCCGAUUUUUCCUUCGCAAAGAUUGCCGCCCCUUAUGCUCAGGAGCUUCUGGAUAUAAGGCAAAGACAACAGACAGGCACGCAACUCGUGCAGCAGAUUAGGAAACAAGCUGAUGAUGCUAGAACCUCCGCCGUAAGCAUGCCUUACAGAGUCCAGCGGAUAGAGGAGAUUGUGAAUCAACUCGAGUCGGGGGAUUUAAAACUCAGAGUCCGGGUGCUCGAGUCCGAAAGAGCAGCUCGGAAAGCAACGAUACUUCAAAUGGCCACCAUGUACACCGUCUUCGGAGGCACGCUAUUAAAUCUAGGAGUUACUCUCACUAACCAAGGCAGUCAGAUUUUCGCAAACGGGUCAUUCAUUGGAGCAGGAGUAUUUUUCACACUGCUCUUGAGGUCGAUGCAACGUGUGAAGAUGCUCGACAAGUUCGAGAAGAUGAUAUGAUUGGCUCGCGCCCGGAAAUCGAAGUGCUCUCGCCCCUACAAGACAUGUUAAUCUCCAUUGUUUAGCAUACUACUGCUACCUCAUUGUAUUCUUCCCCAAGCAUAGCUUCUCUAUACAUAUUCUUUUUCACUUGACCCGUGCACAGUGCAAACGGGGCUAUAAUGUAGAAGAUCGAAACUAGGGAAGAAGAGCCAUGUAAUGAUAAAAUUACAGCUACAUUCUCCACAUUGCCAAACAUUGGUUCGAACAAUAGAAAGGGAGCUUUCUUGUCCCAAAAUUUAUGCAGAUUCAGUGCCAAAGAAAUGAGCCGAAUAUUGUCCAAA
This is a messenger RNA of Syzygium oleosum, 2806 nucleotides long. RefSeq names its product protein ACTIVITY OF BC1 COMPLEX KINASE 7, chloroplastic. Gene Ontology annotation, biological process: regulation of response to reactive oxygen species. The record is from RefSeq and is a predicted model, not a curated record. The transcript has 18 exons. Bases 360 to 2483 code for a protein of 707 amino acids. NCBI's taxonomy places the organism in Eukaryota, Viridiplantae, Streptophyta, Magnoliopsida, Myrtales, Myrtaceae.